Messenger RNA from Trametes versicolor FP-101664 SS1, 3278 nucleotides. RefSeq lists its product as uncharacterized. Gene Ontology annotation, molecular function: zinc ion binding; DNA binding; DNA-binding transcription factor activity, RNA polymerase II-specific. The record is from RefSeq and is a predicted model, not a curated record. The transcript is spliced from 6 exons. Lineage: Eukaryota; Fungi; Basidiomycota; Agaricomycetes; Polyporales; Polyporaceae. Gene Ontology annotation, biological process: regulation of DNA-templated transcription; DNA-templated transcription. Bases 1 to 2973 code for a protein of 990 amino acids.
AUGGCCCACCUUCUACCACCUCACCCAGAACUCAACCUCGCCCACUCAUCUCUCCAAUCCGCACUCCAGAUCGAUCCAAAUCAGCAGCCCCCGCCGACGCCCCAGCAGCAGCAACAACACUCUCCGCACCCAGGUCAACAGUCCGCUCCCAGAAAGCGUAGAAAGGGAAACGAGAACGGUGAAGAAGCUUCGCAUCCGGCCGAGCCACGACGUUUGAGGCGUUCGCAUGAGGCGUGCGCACGAUGUAGGAGUAAGAAAAUCAAGGCAAGUCCCUGCGACUCCAAGCAUCCCCGGUGUACUGCAUGUGCUACCGCAGGCACCGUCUGCCAACAGGAAGACCGCCAUCGCCAGACCCUCACCCCUCGCGGCCACACCGAACGCAUCGAGCGCCAACUGCUGCAAUGCGAGGCCCUUCUCAGGCGUCAUUACCCCGGCUUCACCCUCGAGGACCUCGACAACGUUCUCGCGCGCGAGGGCAUUGACAUUGACACUAGCGACAAUGCCAUCUCUUCUACCUUCCAAUUCGCGCCCAACUCACCAGAGGCCGGUCCGAAUCGCGGCUUUCCUCUGCGCACCGAGGGUCCUCCCCCUCCCAUGGAUUCGCCCAGAGGGUAUCCUUAUCCUGGACCACCACCACCUCCUCCGCAUCCUGGACAGCCUAUGAUGACUGGCGGGUACCCUGGUCCUGUGCCUAUGCACUACCCUCCUCCUGGCCCCUUCGGACCUCCCCCACCCCACAUGCAGAUGCAGGGCGGACCUCCCCCUCAAGGGUAUGACCCACGCAUGCCCCCUCCAUUCCAGCACCCGUUGGCACCUCCGCACGGCAUGCCCCAGAGGCCCCCUUCCCCGCAUGAGAUCCCAGGUCAAGACCCGCACUCACAUGAUAUGUCUAACACACAGGCAAGUUGUCCGUUCAAAAUCCUCUGCGCUCUUGCGAAGACAUUCGGUGUGUCAGGUGCGAUCAUGAACGACGUGACAAUUCCUCCCGCCGACAGAGAGGACCUCGCGGUGGGCUCAAGCGCGUUGAUCUCGGGCCGCGACCGCGCCUUUGGGGAGCCCGCCUCCCUCCCGCGCGACGCGAACAAAUGGGUGACUGUGUCGAUGCGCCGCAACAGCCUCGUUUCCCCGCCCGUCGCCAGUCCCGGUGGCAGCCCUGGUCAGCAGAACAACACUCAGACGGUCCCCAUAUUCUUGCCCAAGUCCCGCGAGACCAUGCGGGCGAUCACGACCACGUACUUCGAGCAUCUCAACUUCCACCGCCCGGUCCUGUUGCAGAAGGAGUUCGAAAACACGCUCAACGCGCUGUAUGAAGGCCAGCUGCUUCCGCAUGACCCGGGCUUUGUUUGCAGCGCGUACCUGGUUAUGGCGCUCGGUACGCUCAGCGAGCUCAACCACCGCGCGAGCAAGGUCGACAGCGGCGGUCACAACGUCGGCGCCACCGCAUCGACCGCCAAGAACCUUAUGCCGCCCGACUGGCCGGAGCACGAGGAGUUCUUCCAGUUCGCGCUCGCCGUCAAGCCUGACCUCCGGGUCACGGUCUCCAGCCUCCAGGCGCUCAUUCUGCUGCACUGGUACCUGUAUACCGAGCGACAGGGCCGUACGCUGUGGCGUUUGAUUGGCAGCCUCGUCCGGCUCGCUAUCGAGCUCGGGCUGCACCACGACCCGACCUCGCAGGACAACGUGUUCUCCGACGAGGAGUGCCAGCUCCGGAUCCGGCUCUGGGCGAUCGUGCUCGUGCACGACCGCGGCACGUCCAUCCUGCUCGGGCGUCCCCUGGCGAUUGCGCCAUCGGACUCGAACACCCCACGCCCGACGCGCGGUAAGGGACGGGAGAUCUCUGAGCACUUCGUGCUGAGCGCGCCGAUUGCGGAGAUCCAGGCGGACAUCAUAAACUCGCUGUAUGCGCCGACGCGCCAGACGGCGGACGCGAUCAUCCGCCAUGCGAGCAGGAUCACGCGGAGCAUGGUGCUGUACAAGAAGCAGCUGCCGGACCACUACAAGUGGUACUUUGGCGGGACGGAGGACUGGCUGAUCGAGAAACGCACGUCGCUCGUGCAGAAGAUCGGCGUGGACGACGGCCUGACGAUGCUCAAGAUCGGCAUCACGAAGGUGCUGCUGCUCCGUGCGCUGUUCAGCUCGAAGGAGCUCGAGUAUUCGCAGAGGCACCGUGCGCUCGUUGAUGCGAUCGUUACCUCGCACAACAUCAUCGUCGUGCACAACCAGCUCAUCCGGUACCCCGACAUCGCAUUCUUCGUCGCGCCGAUCCCGCUGCACAUCGCUGCGAUGGUCAUCCUCUACGGGCACAUGUCGCGCUGCGACGUCAUCCCGAAGCAAACCGCGCUCGAGGACGUCUGGAUGGCGCUCGACAUGCUCCCCUCGUUCCGCUGGCGCUGGGAGGGCAAGGACCUCUCGGGCGGCCACCCGCUCAUCGCGAAGCUCGCGGAAAAGGUGCUCGACGCGAACCUGCAUCAAGUCGCCCCCACCGGCGCACCCAUGCUGCUCUCCGAGCAGGACUGGGACAGCGAGGGCAGCAUCAAGCCACAGGGCGGGCAGCAGCCCGGACAGGCGCCCGCGACCCCGAAGAUGGGCCCCGCGCAGUACGGCGGGAUGGGCCACCCGAGCCCGUACGGCUCGCACGGGGUGCCGCCUGGGCCGCCGCCUGCGGUGAAGGGCAGCCCGGGCGGGGGACCGCCGGGUGGGGGAGGGGGACCGGGCGGCGGGGAGAUGAACGGGCAUGGGCAGAAGAUGCCGGAGGUGCCGCAGUUCUACUUCUACCCGCUGUAUAAUGGGCAGGAUGGGACGGCGAACGGGAACGUGCAGGGGAUGGGCCCGUACGGGUACCAGAGCGCGCAGGACCAGUACGUGCUCGAGGAGAAGGAGAGCAUCUCGCCGACGGUGGCGACCGCGCAGAUGCAGUGGACGGCGAACGGGCAGAGGCCCGCUGGGCAGUUCGGCCCGCCGCCGCAGGGGUGAGUGUGGGGAGGCGUGAGGUGGGGAGGGUGGACAGUGUAUCAUCGUUUGUAUCUUCUUAGCUCCGUCUUCUCUCCCGCUGUGUGCCAUACUGUAUGCUUUUAUUCCGCCCCCGUUAUUCCGCGUCGCCUUCUCCGCUCGCCGAGAGCGGCGCGAUGUGUAUAAUAGUUCCCCUUUUGCGCCCGUGGGGCCUGUCUCGAUGCUGUUGCUGUUUAGCUUAUUAUCCCCUGUUUGUCUGUGACCCGCCUGUUCAGUACGUAGAUCGCUGAGGCGAAUUCGAUGAGGUGAAUACGAGUAGAUUCGACGUU